AUGCCAACCAUCUGGUAUCUCUGGUGGCUCUUCUUUCUAGCAGUCAACAGUUACUACUUCACAAAUCCCCCACCACCGGCCGGCGAUACCCCCAAUACCGUAUACACCCUCGGUAGCAACUUCGACGUACAAUGGGCAUCGUACAAUGGCGAAAGCAACUCCCUUGACUUGGUUAUGGAGCAGGCGGAUACAGGCCAACAAUAUGACAUCUUUCGUAACUACAGCGGCCUAUGGCAAUAUCCAUGGGUUCUCUCGCUCGCUUCGAACCAAAGCCUGGCAACAACCAAUCAGUUCUUUUUCGUCCUUUACAUCACCGGAGACAGCGUAGAGGCUGCCCAAAGCCACAACUUUAACCUAACGGUAUCAGCUUCCACAACAUCUUCUACCGUCGGACCAACAUCUACGUCUACCGCGAGCUCUACCCCUUCUUCCACCUCGAACAACACGCAGUCCUCGGGUGCGCUAACGACGGGUGCAAAGGUUGGACUUGGUGUUGGCAUUCCCGUUGCUGUUAUAGUUGGCAUUGGGGCCGGUAUCCUAUUUACGCGACGGAGCCGAAAGAAGAAUGUCACAGAACCGACGCUUCCGCAGCCAUACCAAUAUCAGCCGUCCUAUGUGCAAGUUCCCAGAGCUGAACUAGAGAAUACCAAACCUAGCCCAUCCGAGAUGCCAGCGAACUCCGAGCCGGAAUAG
This is a messenger RNA of Talaromyces atroroseus, 693 nucleotides long. RefSeq lists its product as hypothetical. The coding region runs from base 1 to 693 and encodes 230 amino acids. The record is from RefSeq and is a predicted model, not a curated record. NCBI's taxonomy places the organism in Eukaryota, Fungi, Ascomycota, Eurotiomycetes, Eurotiales, Trichocomaceae. The transcript is spliced from 2 exons.